UCUAUUUUCCUUAAGGCCAGGCUUGAAGCCAAAUUAUCUCUGGGUGUGCACAAAUUGUAAGCAAACAUAUAAAAAAUAAUCAACUGUUUAUCUGCCAAGAGAAAAUACGAAAAAAUUGCAUACAUUCUAACCUACUGGAAAGUGUAACGGAAUUCAAUAAUUAGGCGCCUUAAGCUAAAAUGCAGUAUGGAUCGCAAUUUGAAACAGGAAGCCUUGCCGAAUGCCAUUUCCGGGCAUGAAGCCAGAAACUGGACGGCAUUGCAUGAUGCCGCCGCUGUUGGCGAUGAUCGCUGUGUUCAAGUACUACUCACGAGCAAUGCUGAUCGUCUGGCCAAGGAAUCCGGCCAGGGCAACACACCGUUGCAUGAGGCAGCGAGCCGCGGGUUUAGUCGCUGCGUUAAACUGAUCUGCAUGCCGCCGUCGACGUCGGCGUCAACGUCUAAAACACAGCAUAAGGAUAAAAGCAGGCUGAAGGCGAGGGUGGCAAAUACAAUUGAGGCACUACAUAAUGCUACACUGAGUAUUAUCAACAAUGAAGGGCUCUCAGCGCUGCACUUGGCGGCACAGAAUGGUCAUAACCAAAGUUCCAGAGAACUUUUGAUGGCUGGCGCCGAUCCCGAUGUGCAAAACAAGUAUGGCGAUACAGCGCUGCAUACGGCGUGUCGUUAUGGUCAUGCGGGAGUUACGCGGAUAUUGCUCUCGGCGCUCUGUGAUCCCAACAAGACGAACCUCAACGGGGACACGGCUUUGCACAUCACCUGCGCUAUGGGCAGACGCAAGUUGACUCGUAUCCUGCUCGAGGCAGAUGCUCGAAUGAGUGUAAAGAAUGCACAGGGCGAUACGCCACAGAGCAUUGCAAUGCGCAAGAAUUAUAGGGAGAUUCUGGAGAUCCUAAAUACGCCGAAACGCAUACGUAAUCGCAAAGAAAAGCCAAAGGAUAAUGACAAAGCAACACCGGUGCAGGAGAAGGAUAGAGAUUGCGUAGACAAGGCAAUCAAUUGGUCGCCAUAUGGAUGUCACUAUUUUCCUGAUCCACGCUCAUUUCCAUCGCCCAAGCUGGAGACGUUACCCAAAGAGCCGCUGAAGCAAGGCGAACAGUACUUUCUCGAUCUGGCGGGUCACAUACACAAGGGUCCAGUGAGUGUGGGCAACACCUGUUACUGUGGCCCCUUCUUCCGGCACAUCGAGAACAAAUUGAAUUGCAAUCGCAAGAGCCUGAAAAAAUAUGUGCACAAAACAAAGGAACGAUUGGGUCACAAGGUGCAGGCGCUGGCCAUCAAAACAAAUGAUCAAAUUGAGCAGCUAACCCGCACAAUGAUCGAGGAUCGGAUGCGAUGCGAGAGUAAGCGACAGUAUCUAAAUGAGUAUCUGCGUCGGGGCGAGCCAAUGCGUUCCACAUUCGACAAUCAGACAAAGAGUCAGCGGGUUGAGCGCACGUUGUCUCGAUGCCGUAGUUUGGAUCUACUCGAUAGCAACUGCGAUGCAAAUAAACUCUGCAAUUCGAAGAGCGUCGAAGCUCUUGAGAAUGAUAACCAAGCUGUUGUUACAGCUGUUUAUCACUCCCAUCAUGGCAGGCAAAUAGCUGAGAAUAGUGACACAAAUGACGAUACUCAAUCUAAUUCGAGCACUGAAGUUCCAGGCAAUAGCACUGAUCCAAUUGCUACAUCAUUACCACUGCCACAAGAGGAAUUGAAAAAGUCUAAACUGAAUGAACUUAAGCUAGACUUUUUAAAAGUCUCGGAGAGAUUGGGUGAUUUGCUGGAGAAAACUUCGCUGAUCAUGGAGCGAGAGAAUGAAGAGGAGAAUAAACUCCAACUGUGUUCGCUUUCUCCUGGCCAGAGCGAUCCUUCCACCUACAGUCCUGGGAAUCAAUGCAAUUUGAUAGAGAGCAAGGACAGCGGUAACAGUCCAAACUACGAUGAGUACACGCAUGUGCAGCGACGUUAUCCCAAUUCAAGUGAAACAUCGAAUCCCUCACAGAACUCAAACAGCUGGGAGUUUGAAAUGUCACCGUCAGAGACGCAAAAGUAUUACCAUUGCAUUACCAGAGGCGACAACAUGCUGAAUACAGUGAUCAAAGCUCUGCGCAAAGAUGCCUCUUUUGCGGAUCUGCAUAAAGAUGAGGUAGCACUCAAUGAGAAUGCGGACAGAAUGUGUGGAGAUAAGUUGAUGUAUAAGGCGCAACAGCAACACGCGACACCAUCGCCAUCUUCAUCGCGCAGGGCUGAAGCAACUGUUUUCGAUACUCAACAAUCCAUCUCGAACCUGUUGAAGCGUCAGGCACUCUGUUUGGAUGAAAACUUCUCAGCGAACUCAACGCUAUACUACACAAAUCCCAAUGACAUUUCUCCAGGCCAGGAGACGCCAAGACAGUCGGAGGAUAUGCUACUAAGAAGGCAAAGCCCGAAUGAUGCUCCAUCAAAGGUCGAAAUUCGAAAUAGCGAAAUUAAAUACCUAAGGAAACCCAUUUCCGGUCAAGUUAAGGAUAUGGUUGCCCAGUUACAGGGUAAAAUAGAUUCUAGCUCGCAGUCAGCGCAAGAAAUGCCUUUAAGUACAUCUGCCCUGCAUUCGUCAAUUGUGUUUAGCUCCCGCUUGAAUAACAACUUGCAUUCGCAUCCACAUCCACUCCCACUUGGUAUGCUGGCUAAUGAAAACGCUGCUACUCCUUUGCACAAUUCAUCCACUCUAUACGCCGCCCAUGCGAGAAAUGCACAUUCCCAGUUCGAUGUACCGAAAGAUGCAUAUUUUCACGAUCUUCCCAAUCGUGUACGCAAUCUGCAACGAGCUCAGCCCAUCUACUCGGGUGACUUGACGAAUUCGCGACAUCUAAGAAGCUUCCCUGGUCAGCAGUUACAUCACGGUUCUGGAGCGACUUUCCAUGUCCAUGUCCCGAGCGAAUACGCAAACCAAACUGUCAGUCUGGCAAAUGGAAAUGAACCACAGCAUUUACAUUCCAAUGUUCAUGUGCAGAGUGAGCAUUCGAUGAGGGGCUAUCCAAUGAGCUAUCGCGGUCACCUGCCACCCGAUGUCCUGGGCAAUGAUGGAUUAGCUACAGAUGGCGAUGAGAUCGCUGCUGUUGGUCUAUAUAAUAAUGUGUCCAGUUUGGUUUGAAGUGGUUUGGUGGAAAGAAAACAAAACGAUCAAAUGUUUAAGAAACAAUCGUGGAGUUUUUUUUGGAAGCCACCAAAAAGUUGUAAAUAGUUCUCACAAUGUAUUUAUCAUCAUAAUUAUAAAUUGAAUGUUGUUCAUUCUUGCGGUACACUAGAUAUUUGCCAAAUUCAAAUUCUGGACGUUUUUUUUAGCCUUAGCCUUGUAAUGCAGCAACAUUAGCGAUAUUUUUGUGUUCUUAAAACUGUUUUUUAAAUCGAAUUUGCAAAAACAUAUCGAGUAAGAGACCAAUUCACCAAUUGGCGACAUCAGUUUGGCACCAUUUUGACCAUUUUGUUUGUUUGUCUGAAAAUCGGUCUUUUUAAGUAUUUAGGUAGUUUUGUGUAUAUCUUCU
Molecule: messenger RNA, 3502 nt
Organism: Drosophila nasuta
Lineage: Eukaryota; Metazoa; Arthropoda; Insecta; Diptera; Drosophilidae
Gene: dgo
Product: ankyrin repeat domain containing protein 6 diego
Exons: 4
Coding region: 187-3111 (974 amino acids)
Molecular function (GO): protein binding
Source: RefSeq, a predicted model, not a curated record